AUCGCUCUAGCUUUAGUGUUGGUAAAUGUGCCGAGAGCCGAAGGGUUAAUUCCUAACACUGCAUGUCCUGCCAGCACUCAACUCCAUAAUCCCGGCUAAUCUGUGCUGCAUCUUCCAUGGCGGAACUCUGUUUGUACGGGAUAACGCAUUCUUCUGUUUUUUCUAAUGAUACUUUUGUGCUCCCGAUGAACUGCGGUCGUUACCGGCCUGUUCUCUGAAUUAUGUAUCGCCUUCUUUAUGUAUUACUGUGCUGUCUGCGCGUAGUACACUGCUUUUGCCCCUCGCAGUGCACCUGCGUUUUACACAGUCGGAGCGACGGGACGGGGAGCAGAUCAGUGCUGUGCAAUGACCCGGACAUGUCGGACAUCCCCACAAACGUCCCGGUGGACACCGUCAAACUGCGCGUGGAGAAGACGGCCAUUCGCCGGAUCCCCACCGAGGCGUUCUACUACCUGGCGGAGCUGCGCUACCUGUGGGUCACCUACAACUCGGUGACGACCGUGGACGCCGGAAGCUUCUACAACCUGAAGGGCCUGCGCGAGCUCCGGCUCGACGGGAACGUGCUGUCGCUCUUCCCCUGGGAGUCGCUGCGGGAGACCCCGUCCCUGCGCACGCUGGACCUGCACAACAACCGGCUCACCAGCGUCCCCGCGGAGGCCGCCUCGUACCUGCGCAACGUCACCUACCUGGACCUCUCCAGCAACAAGCUGACCACCCUGCCCUCCGACCUCAUGGACAUAUGGCCCCCCUUCUCCGGGGCGGUCCGGAGCGCCAGCUACUCGCAGAGGGUGGUGCUGGGCGUUCAGGACAACCCCUGGUUCUGCGACUGUCGGAUCUCCAAGCUGAUGGAGCUGUCCAAGAUGGCGGAGCCGUCGGUGGUGCUCCUGGACCAGCUGCUGGUCUGCAGCGGGCCGGAGAACCUCGCGGGCGUGCCCUUCCAGCUGGCCGAGCUGGACCAGUGCCUCAAGCCCACGGUCAUGACCUCCGCCACCAAGGUCACCUCCGACCUGGGCAGCAACGUCCUGCUGCGCUGCGACGCCACCGGCUACCCCACCCCGACCCUCGCCUGGACCAAGAUCGACGGCCCGCCCAUCAACGGCACAGUGGUGGAGGAGACCCCUGGAGAGGGCAGGCGGUGGUCCAUCAUCAGUCUUAACGGGGUCCUGUUCCGAGACGCGGGGCGGUACCGCUGCAAAGCCAAAAACGUGGCGGGAACAUCCGAGGCGUCCAUCACCCUGUUGGUCAUGGGCUUGGGCUCCACCACCCCGCCCCAGCUGAAGGAAUCCAGCCAAUCCGCCGCGGCCAGCCAGUCGUCAACCGACUCCGUCCUGGUGACCGCCGUCGCCACAGCAACGGCAACGGCAACGGCAACGGCGACCGCGCCGCCCCCCAGCACGGCGACGCCGGCGGCGGCCACCCCCACCCCCACCCUGCCACCGGUCCCCACCAAGCAGGGCCAGCAGGGGGUGCCGACGGGCCGGCCACAACCGAGCCGCACGGGCCGGAGGCCGGUGGCGGCAGACAGCGGGAGGAACGCCACGGCGGAGGGACCCGCCAAGGCCGCCAUCCGGGGCAUCCGGGCGACGGAGGAGACGGCGGAGAGCGUGGCGCUGCUGUGGGCCGCGGACAAGGCGUGGGGCGACGCCCAGCUGACCGUGGUGUACUCCCCCUACCAGGAGAAGGACAAGCAGACGGCCACCGUCCCGGCUGCCUCCGGGAGGCUGGUCCUCACCGGGCUGAAGUCCGGGAGGAAGUACAUGGCCUGCCUGAUCGCCAGAGGGGGGCAGUCGCGCAAGGACCAGUGCGUCACCUUCUCCACCUUGGAAGGGGAGCAGCGGCCCAAUGUGGCGCUCCUGGUCAUCAGCGGCCUGGCCUGCACCCUGGUCUUGCCCCUUAUUGGCUUCCUGCUGUACAAGAUCAUCUGCCUCUGCUGCCAGAAGGGCGGCAGCCCCGCCAACCACGACCAGGACACCUACGUCAAAUUCGAGACUCUGUCUCUGAAGCAGAGGACCAUGGGAAAUGCGGGCAAUGACCUGUGGACGCGGAGGCAGACUCAGGAGUCGGAGAGAAUGCUGCUGUUCUCCAGGUCCAGCAUUGACUCCCAGAUGACCUACAAGAGCGACAGCUCCAGGUCUGAGUACCUGUGUUAGCUCUUAACAGACUGCCUCAGGUGUGAAUACCUGUGCUAGCUCUGAGCGAUGGUUUCAGGUCUGAGUACCUGUGUUAGCUCUGAGCUUUGGUUCCAGGUCUCUGAGACGCAGCUGAGUACCUGUGUUAGCUCAUAACAGACUGCUCCAGGUCAGUGUACCUGUGCUAGCUCUGAGUGGUGGUUUCAGGUCUGAGUACCUGCGUUAGCUCUGAGCGAUGGUUCCAGGUCUCUGAGACACAGCUUCAGGUGUGAAUACCUGUGUUAUCUCUGAGUGAUGGUUUCAGGUCUGAGUACCUAUGUUAGCUCUCAGUGAUGGUUUCAGGUCUGAGUACCUGCGGUAGCUCUGAGCGAUGGUUCCAGGUCUCUGAGACACAGCUUCAGGUGUGAAUACCUGUGUUAACUCUGAGUGAUGGUUUCAGGUCUGAGCACCUAUGUUAGCUCUCAGUGAUGGUUCCAGGUCUGAGUACCUGUGUUAGCUCUGAGCGAUAUUUCCAGGUGUGAGUACCUGUGAGACACAGCUCCAGGUGUGGGUACCUGUGAGACACAGCUCCAGGUGUGAGUACCUGCGUUAGCUCAGAGAGACAGAUCCAGGUCCCAAUCUCAGUUCCAGCUCUUCUAAAGUACUUGCCAGUCGGCAGGGGCAUUGUAAGGGUUUGGGAUUUUGGUUUAAGUGUCUCGUUUCCAGUAUACUGGAGUCAUAAUUAUUCUGUUGCUCAGGGUAACUUAACUCGCCACGAGAAAUUAAUAAUUAAAAACUAUUAAUUUUGCUAUUCAACCACUUUUAUCAUUCAAGCAUAUUAUUGCCUUAUUAUUAUUAUUCGUAGUAGUAGUAAAGUCACUUUUAUUUAAAAUUAAUUUAUGGAUUAUUUUGCAAGUAACAGAAAUGUGUAUACCUAAUAAUAAUUCAAUUCAAAUGUUUCAAUUUCAGUGACAAUUUCGCAGUGACACUGUUAAAUAUACAAAACCUUGAAUAUUACCAUAUAUACCAUAUGACGACACAUGGGCUUUGUGAUAGUUGUACAAUGAUGCUGAUGCUGAUGAUGCUGAUGUUUGUGGUUUUGCGUGACACUCCCAGUUACUGUGAGAUGCUGAUAAUAGCAUGACCUCCUCUCCUUUCCGGGAGGUGGAGAGAUGAUUUGUCGACAGGGUUGACUGCACUGUUCUAAGUGCCACCGUUUUGCUGUGAUUUAUAAAUUCCUGUUUUUUUUUUUUACUGAAUGUGUUUCUUCUGCCUUCCGAUUGGCUGUUCUUCAUGUAGAUUCUGAUGCACGAGUUACUCAAACUCGAUCACAAAGAAAAACAAUUUAAUUUUCAUUAAAACAAACGUAGAGUGGUGCAAAUUUCAAAGCCUAGCCAAACAUAUUCAUUCACAGAUGUGGUUAGAUCAGAUUCACAAAUUUAGGUUGGAUUGAUGUUUUUAUUAUUUUAUGUGUAUUAGUUUAAUAUUUUCUGUGAUAUCAUUAAUCACUUCAUUGCGUGUUGAAUGGAUUUUGUUUAUGUGUAAAUGUGCGAGACACGGAUUUAUA
Molecule: messenger RNA, 3675 nt
Organism: Anguilla anguilla (European eel)
Lineage: Eukaryota; Metazoa; Chordata; Actinopteri; Anguilliformes; Anguillidae
Gene: lrit3b
Product: leucine-rich repeat, immunoglobulin-like and transmembrane domains 3b
Exons: 4
Coding region: 222-2150 (642 amino acids)
Molecular function (GO): protein binding
Source: RefSeq, a predicted model, not a curated record